UUUUUUUUUUUUUUUUUUUUUUUUUGGUUGGUCUGUUUCGCUCAAAGGUCCCAAAUUGCAGAGCCUUUCAGAUAUUGACGCCUGAUUUAAUCCAAUCAUGAUCGGUGGCUUUUCAAACCCAACGGUCUGUUGCAAAUAAAGGAAAUGAGUUUCAAAUGUCUUACAGCAAGCGCCGCGUAGCCGCCGAAACUCCCGGGCUAGGCAUGGAUUUAUAUGAUUCGCUCACUAGCUUGGACGCAAUAACCCUCCUCCCUCCUUUUGUUCUUUUUGGCGUUCCUUUCAUACUUUUCUUACUUUCCAUCUCUGUCCUGUUUGAAGGACGCUGAGACAGAUUGCAACGAAUUUCAUUGCUGAAGAGUGAAUGGCAAUGGUUAAUUGGCCAAGAAUUAAGAUUGAAGGUCCUGAUACUAUUAAUAAAGGAUGCUUAUUGUCCUAAAGUCUCCCUGUAUUUACUUUAGGAUGAUCGUCGGUUGCCCAGCAUCCAAGGGCCGGCCGAGUAGCGCCCGGC
Aspergillus pseudotamarii is the source of this 508-nucleotide messenger RNA. RefSeq lists its product as uncharacterized. The record is from RefSeq and is a predicted model, not a curated record. The transcript has a single exon. Bases 156 to 326 code for a protein of 56 amino acids. NCBI's taxonomy places the organism in Eukaryota, Fungi, Ascomycota, Eurotiomycetes, Eurotiales, Aspergillaceae.